AGUAUUAAAUUAAUGACUCCAAAAUCUAGUAAACCUAAUUAAAAAUCCUUAAAAAAUCAAAUUAAGGCAAACAACUCCAUCAUCUUUCAUACUCAAUCAAACCACCCCACCACUGCCCACUCAGCAGUUUGGACUAAAAAGAGAAAAAAAACCUCUCCCUGUGGUUUCAAUCUGUGUCCACCCACCAAUUCGAUCGCGUAGGUUUUUAUUUUUUUCUUCUCUUUUCUUUUUUUUUUUUUUGUCAUUUCUGCAAAUCAGACGACACCGAAGCGGCAAAAGAACGCAGGUUGAUUGUCCGCUUUCGCAAUUUCUACGAACUUUUUGAGGACUCACUACGAAGAAUCCCACCCAAAUGGAAUUUAAUUAAAAACCUAUACGACAUUUUCUUGUUAAAGGAAGCUAGGUUUUUUGUUUUUUUAUCCUCUACGGCUGAAUUUUUUUAUUUUCAAGUUUCUUAGUCAGUCCGGUUGGUCUGAUCUGGUCAUGGAUUCGCGAGAUUCGUCAUCGUCGUCGGCUCCGAACCGAGAUGGUACCGCAGGCGACGACGACGGCGUCCUCUCCGUCACUUCCGCACUCGCUAAAGACGCCGCUCUUCACUUCCAGUCUGGAAAGUUUGUCGAGUGCGUCGAUAUCUUGAAUCAGCUGAAGCCGAAGAAAGAAGACGAUCCAAAGGUUCCUCAUAAUAUUGCAAUUGCGGAGUUUUUUCGGGAUGGUUGCUCAGAUCCAAAGAAGUUGCUUGAAGUCCUUAACAAUGUCAAGAAAAGAAGUGAGAAGGUUGCUUAUGCCUCUGGGGAACAGGUUGAGUCUGGUAGCAAUGUUGGAAAUAAAGUUACUUCAGGUUCAAAAGGAAGUGGUACAACUACACAUCAGUUUUCUGCUUCAAAUAGUGCCAGUAUUAUUUGCUCAGAUGAAUUUGAUUCCUCUGUGGCUGCUUUAAACAUAGCAGUCAUUUGGUUCCACCUUCAUGAAUAUGCUAAGGCAUUGUCAGUUCUUGAACCUUUGUUUCAAAACAUUGAACCAAUAGAUGAGACAACUGCUCUUCAUAUUUGCCUCUUGAUGCUGGAUGUUGCGCUAGCUUGCCAUGAUGCUUCGAAAUCUGCUGAUGUAUUGAAUUAUUUGGAAAAAGCAUUUGGCAUUGGCAAUGUGAGCCAAGGGGACAAUGGUAACAUGGUUGCCCAACAAUCCAUGAAUCUAGUUGGAAAAUUUUCUUCAGUUCCAAGCAGCACAUCGGUAUCAGAUGCUUCUACUUCCGAUUUAGUUGCUAGCGUAAAUGCCUUUGAGAACCCUCUAUCUAGAACUUUAUCAGAGGAACCACUGGAUGAAAUGUUUUCAGCACUGGAUAUUGGUGGACAGAACCUAUCUAGGCCUGCUGGUCUUGCAUCUUCAAAUGAUCUUCCCAGGACCACAGUUGAUAGAUCUAUCUCUGGUGUUGAUCUGAAGCUCAAGUUGCAGCUUUACAAGGUUCGAUUUUUGCUUCUCACUAGAAAUUUAAAGCUAGCAAAGCGUGAAGUCAAGCAUGCAAUGAACAUUGCUCGAGGGCGAGAUUCAUCUAUGGCUCUUCUCUUGAAGGCCCAGCUUGAGUAUGCUCGUGGAAACCAUCGAAAAGCCAUCAAGUUGUUGAUGGCAUCAAGUAAUCGGACAGAUGCAGCAAUUUCGAGCAUGUUUAACAACAAUCUAGGCUGCAUUUACUAUCAACUGGGGAAGUAUCAUACAUCUGCAGUGUUCUUUUCCAAGGCACUGAGUAAUUUUUCAUCUCUUCAGAAGGAGAGGCCUCUAAAGCUAUUAACAUUCUCACAGGAUAAAUCUCUCUUCAUAAUAUAUAACUGUGGAUUGCAGUACUUGGCCUGUGGAAAACCAAUUCUUGCCGCUCGUUGUUUUCAGAAGGCAAGUUUAAUUUUCUACAAAAGACCCAUAUUGUGGCUUCGGUUUGCUGAAUGUUGUCUAAUGGCUGUACGGAAAGGGCUUGUAAAAGGAAGUCAGGCUUCAUCAGAGAGAUCAGAAAUCAGAGUCAGUGUUAUUGGAAAGGGUAGAUGGAGGAAACUUCUAAUUGAAGACGGAAUUUCAAGAAAUGGACUCGUAGGUUCUGUUGAAAAGGAUGAUUGGGUUUUAGGUGGUGGUGAUGGGCAGCCUAAGCUUUCAUUACCCCUUGCUAGGCAGUGUCUCUACAAUGCACUGCACUUGUUGAACAGUUGUGAGUGGAGUAAUUCAAAGUCUGUUUUACUCUCCAAUUCAUCCUUUGAGGAGAAUAAAUUAAGUGAUGGGGCAUCUUCCAAUAACUCCAACAAUAAGAACUUACCUAGCAUCGAUGCCAAGAGUUCAACCUUGUCAGGAGGUCUAGUUAACUUAAACGGGGAUUUGAAAGAGCCUAAGGGGGGAGCUAAUCAGGAGAUUAUUCAGAACUCCAUUUCCUAUUAUGAAGAUAUUUGCAGAAGAGAAAAUCAGAUGAUUAAGCAAGCUCUUCUUGCUAACCUGGCAUAUGUAGAGUUAGAACUGGAAAAUCCUUUGAAGGCCCUCUCUGCAGCACGAUCUCUCUUAGAACUACCAGGUUGUUCAAGAAUUUACAUCUUUCUAGGUCAUGUCUAUGUGGCAGAGGCUCUCUGCUUGCUGAACAAACCCAACGAAGCUGCAGACCAUCUGUCCAUUUAUUUGUCUGGGGGAAAUAAUGUUGAAUUGCCGUUUGGUCAACAGGACUGUGAACAGUGGCGAGUGGAAAAACUUGUUGAUUGUGAAGAACCAAAUGGAGGAGCGGCAGCUGCCAAGAACCCUUCCCCUGAGGCCUUGCAGGAUUUCGUGUUUCUUAAUCCAGAAGAGGCACGUGGAACGCUUUAUGCUAAUCUUGCCACUGUUUUUGCAAUUCAAGGUGAGCUUGAGCGGGCCCACCAUUUUGUGAUGCAAGCAUUGUCCCUAGUACCCAACAGUAGCGAAGCCACUAUGACUGCAAUUUAUGUUGAUCUCGUGCUUGGUAAGUCACAAGAAGCUCUGUCCAAAUUAAAACAUUCUAAUCAUGUUAGGUUCCUUCCCAGCAGUUUACAGUUGAAUUAAUCCUCCGAUGGUUGGGGGGUGGUUCUAAUUCGAUCCUGUGUGGCGCAUCUUUCAGUUGCUAGUUAGCAGGUAGAUCAGCAAUCCUUUUAGAGGAUUUGUAUCAUAUAAUAUAGUUCAAUUCAGAUAAUAAGUUUCUGUUUUUUCUUUUUUUUUUUCCCUUUAAUUUUUUCCAUAUCUAGGGUUCAUUUUUCAGUGGUGUGGCUGAUUGUUUUGGUAAGAGCUGAAGCCCACCUGUGAAUUUGAGAUGUAGUUCUAAUUCAGGGUUUUUGUGUUUUAGUGGCAAAUCCCUCCCUCUGGUAUUUGAAGAAUAGAGAGAGAGAAUGAGAUUGAAAACGGAAUAGUUUUUGUUCAUUUUGGAUUUAAAGCCCAACUCCUUCAUUUCGAUGAGUUGUUGCCUUUGACUUACAAUUUUCUUAUUUCUUCAUUUUUUUUUCCCCUGUUGUGUCUACAAUUCCGAUUUUUAUCUCUGGAUAUUACCGUGGUGGAUGAUGCAUUAUGCAAACUGUUCAUGUGCUCACAAGUUAGUGUAUUGGCAACAGAGACAUACUUUUUGAUUUGUUUCAUUUGUCCAUUGGGACUAUUAAUUUCAAGCUAGGUUUAUCAUUUGGGGUUCCGAAACGAAACCUUUCGAUGGUAGAAAACAAUAAUAUGAAAUGUACGUUUGGGUUUCUGAUUUCCGAUGCGGCUCGCAUAUCUUUUUCCAAAGUCCGAAAUCCAAAAUCCAAUCCCUUUGAUUU
Durio zibethinus is the source of this 3779-nucleotide messenger RNA. RefSeq lists its product as uncharacterized. Lineage: Eukaryota; Viridiplantae; Streptophyta; Magnoliopsida; Malvales; Malvaceae. Gene Ontology annotation, biological process: negative regulation of translation; mRNA catabolic process. Gene Ontology annotation, molecular function: protein binding. The record is from RefSeq and is a predicted model, not a curated record. Gene Ontology annotation, cellular component: CCR4-NOT complex.